GUCACUAUCCAAUCGCUAUACACUAUACAAUCUGCAUGAACAGCUCUAGAAGCCUAGUAUUGUGAGAUCCAACCCCGACUUAAAUAUUUCAGAAUUGACCAAAAGCAGAGAUUGCAGGGUAAUUCAAAACCACUAGAAACGGAAUAUAGGCAACAUUUUCAAAGAGCUAUCAACUUUUAUCCCACUGGAUGUAGGCUACCUGGGGACAAUGUAGAGCGCGUUUCUUUUUGUCAGUGUGGGUUGGAACAGGUGAAUUGCAAGUAGCGACAAUAUCAAGGACCACCAAGAACAACAAAAAUUUACAACAGUCAGACAUCUGAAGGUUCUGCUGAAUUCCAUGGAUCAGACACUCAAGAGGCUUCAUCUCCUUCUGCUCCCGACCGCUGUCACUUUCUGCUCUCUCCCCUUCUCUAUGGCCACCAGCGUGGCCCCAGGGGGAUGUGGCUCCAAUGUAGGCUCCCUGUACUAUAGCCUGUGUGACCUCAGUGCCGUAUGGGGCAUCGUACUGGAGUCAUUCGCGGCGGCUGGCGUGGUGGGUUCCAUCAUCCUCCUCAUCGUCCUCCUGGCCAGCCUACCAUUCAUCACAGACAAGAGCAAGAGGAGCUCCGUGGGGCUCCAUGCCUGCUUCCUGAUCUGUACCCUGGGCCUCUUCUGCCUCACUUUCUCCUUCAUCGUAGGGAAGGACUUUGCCACCUGUGCCUCGCGGCGCUUCCUCUUCGGGGUGCUGUUCGCUGGGUGCUUCACGUGUCUUCUCAUGCAGUGUGUGAGGCUGAACCUCCUGGCCCGCAGGGGGGAUCAGGGGCCCCGGGCCUGGGUUCUGUGUCUGGGAGCCCUGGGGCUCUGGCUGGUGGAGGUGGUCAUCAACACAGAGUGGCUGAUCAUUACCAUUGUUCGCUACCCACUGUCACCGCUCAACGUUACUGGGACAGCACUAGGCACGGCCGCCGACGUGCCCUGUAACAUCGCCAACCAGGACUUUGUAAUGGCGCUGAUCUACGUACUGAAUCUUCUCCUAGCUGUCGUAGUGGCAUCCUUACCCUCCCUGUGCGGGAAACACAAGCAGAGACGCCAGGAGGGAGCAAUACUCCUCGUCACGGGUCUCCUCUCUGUGUUCAUCUGGGUGGCCUGGAUCACCAUGUACGUCUGGGGGAACCUGAGGACCGGUGGACCCAGCUGGGAUGACCCUACCCUGGCCAUCGCCCUGGUCAGCAACGCCUGGGUGUUCCUGGUCCUCUACACCAUCCCAGAGAUCUGCUCUCUGACUCAGGAGGACGGGGGGGCACCGGGGUUCAGAGAGGACCUGCACCCCAGUAGAGGGGUGGGCUACGAGACCAUCCUGAAGGACCAAGGAGCCCAGAAUAUGUUUAUGGAGAACAAGGCUUUCUCUAUGGAUGAAAACUCAGGUCCGAAGGUUGUGUCCCCAUACAGUGGCUACAGUGGUCAGCUCCGCAGUUCUGUCUACCAGCCCACAGAGCUAGCUAUCAUUAGCAAGGGAAUGGGGAAUCAGGAAAUGUCCUAUGAGUCUCGCAUCCCCCGAGCCUCCAUCAACAACAGCUCCCCGGCCCACAGAGGGGGCAGUACCCUGGUAAUGGACUACACAAGAAAUCCCAGUGGUGAACACAGACUUUACGUUACACCUCUCUCCUCAAGACAUUUUUGUUCAUCCAUUUUAUUCAAAUCUGUUGACUCUAUUUUGCUGUUUUCCAUUGGAUUCUUAAAAUGAGCUGGCUCUAAAGCGACCAGCCUAUCAGACUCCAGAGGUGACAUUUGGGUGAUCGAUACAAACAAUUUGCCUAUCUAUAAAUGGACAGUCCUGCACAGCAAAAUCAAUGGUGUACAUUUAACUCUGAAAGUGUUAAAUGUACACUAUUUUCAGUGAACAUAUGAGUCCCACUGAACUGGUGUUAAUAUAACACUUUUGAAACUGUUAAAGAUUGAACUCUGUUGCAGUGUUCCCCAUUCAACUCUUAAACUGUUCAUAGGAACUUGAUUGUGGUGUUUGCAUAGCUCUACUAUCUACUAUACUAUUAUGCAACACCUACAGAGUAAAACGUAACACUAGACAAAUUUGCUUAUUUCCCAGAGUGCCUUUUCUUUUCAAGUGAAUUGUAAAGUUACCACCCAUGACUGUAUUUGUUAACGAUAGAGACAUGCUUACUGAAUUUAAUUUAAAAGGCCUGUAGCUUUCACCUACUGAGUAUCUAAAACUAUGACUCUAUGAUAGUACAUGUAUCAUGACCUAGUUUCCUCCUAACACAGAGGUGUUAAGAAAGCCAAACCAGGCCUGCAAAUUGCAUUAUGCUGGCUCUCGAAGUUAUGUGUAAUUCCUAUUGAAAUCCAGCCAGAGUUGGGAUAUACUAUAGUUAAAAUUGUUAUUCACUUGCAACCUGCAUUCAGAAUGAUUGUCAGGGUUCUUCUUCUUUUGAAAAUUGAUAAGACUACCUAAACCAUUUAAACUGAAACAACAAUUUUAGGAACGGGUGCAAUAAAUUUAACUAAGUGAUUGGGUUAGUUUAGAAAAAUGUAUGUUAUUUAUCUUUGUGUAGUUUAAGAUUAAUCAAUCAAUGUACAUGUAAAAACACAGACAUUAAAAGCAAUCCUAAAAAAUCAACCUGCAGUAGAGCAUGCUGGGAAAUAUGAUAAUGAUAGGCGUGCUUUUGAUGGGACUGUUUAACUCUCCACAGUGUAAAACAAUAACUAUGCUUAUUAACACUAACACUUGGGGAUAUUUUACCCAACUGAGUGUUACUUUCACUCUUACAGAGUGAAUUUAUGUCCUGAAUAAACACAAGAAAAGUUACACUGAAAAAUCAACACUGGCCAAUUUGCUGUGUGUGUUUGACAUAACCCUCUAUAGAUCAAAGCAACCUGCAGUCAAAGCAACCCACAGAGCAGACGGUAUACCCAUGGCUUAGGGAGAAAAUAAUAUAUUUUGUUAAGGUUACCAUUCCUCUCACUGUGAGCUGAGCUAAGCUCUCCGCUGGACGUACUGUGACAGGUGAACUGUGAGCAUGCUGGAAUGGUGGGAAAUUAUAGUCAGACUUUCUCCUAGCAUGGGGGGGUGGGUAUUUUGGCAACAAAGGUGGCUAUAUAGUAAACAUACACACACUCACAUGGAAGUGCAGCCAACGACAAGAUCGGUCAAGUGAGGGGCCAACAGGUGUGACGGUGUCAUGGGAUUUACCUGCCAUCCCUGGGUUCCCAGAGGAGGACUCAUUAAAUUCCAUAUCUGGAACAUCUCUAUGGUUCCAUGGAAUCUUGGGAAAGGACUCUUCUGUCACUGGGAUACCAACUAAUAUGAAUACACUUAGUUAUAGGUUAAGCAUUCAAAUAGUGUGCACUUGCUUGCUUUAAAUGAAGUAAGGGCCAAUAUUAUUAAAUCAUAAUCCAAUCAAAUCUAAUUUUAUUUGUCACGAGCACCGAAUACAACAGGUGUAGACCUUACAGUGAAAUGCUUACUUAUGAGCCCAUUCCCAACAGUGCAGUUUUAAGAAAAUACCUAAAAACGGUCAAUGUUUAGUGCUUAGCUUGUGGAUAUCACUUUCAUAAAGUUCACAUAGCUAUUUCAGUUGUAGCUAAAGGGUGUUGAAUGAGUUCAUGUAAAUACCAUGCCAAUGAAUGUCUCCUCACUACAUACUGUAUGUAUGGAAGCACUUGUAUGAACUGUUGUAUGAAUUUGAAAUAUAUUUUUAACAUAGCUAUUUACAGUACUUACUUUUUUAUCAAAUCAGAUUUGAGCCUACACUUGUAAUUGUAAUCCUGAAAUGUAAAUCUAAUAUGAAGUUUGAAAACCAUAAUUAAUUAUUUGAUUGCACAUUCUGUAUCAACAACCAUUAAUGUCCCAAAUAAUAAAGAUUCACUGGUGAAA
Oncorhynchus nerka (sockeye salmon) is the source of this 3868-nucleotide messenger RNA. RefSeq names its product G protein-coupled receptor, class C, group 5, member C (gene gprc5c). The record is from RefSeq and is a predicted model, not a curated record. Gene Ontology annotation, cellular component: signaling receptor complex; extracellular exosome; intracellular membrane-bounded organelle. Gene Ontology annotation, biological process: visual perception; G protein-coupled receptor signaling pathway. Lineage: Eukaryota; Metazoa; Chordata; Actinopteri; Salmoniformes; Salmonidae. The transcript is spliced from 5 exons. Gene Ontology annotation, molecular function: G protein-coupled receptor activity; protein kinase activator activity; sevenless binding. Bases 338 to 1723 code for a protein of 461 amino acids.